AUGUGCACACCGGAAAAUGAUACCCUCCUCAAUUUGGACGACCCAACCGUGCAACUGGUGCUCAGUGGACUCGUCAGUUUCAACAGCGUCUACACAGUCUUCCACCGUUUCGCCUCGUUGUUCAUCUGCGUGGCCGGCGUGCUCGCCAACGUGGUGCAUAUUUUGGUCCUCUCCAGGCCGAGGUUACGGCGCUGCGCGGUGAACGCGGUGCUGACGGCGGUGGCGUUGUGCGACGUAGUGACGAUGACCUCUUAUACCGUAUACCUCUUCCGGUUUCGGAUAUUCCAAGGCGAAGUGGGCUACUCGUACGGCUGGAUCGUCUUCUUGAAGGCGCACGUCUCCGUGAAAAUGUUCUUCAUCGUCUCGGCCGUCAUCUCCACGCUGACGAUUCCGACGUUUUACCUGCAUCAAAUUUAUCAAGUCGACAAUUCGGAGGGGAAUUUGACGCUGGCAGAUGCGCUCGUCCCGCCCCACUACUCGAUGACGUUCAGCUCAUCGUGCGGCUUCUACAGGUUCAACUUGUGGAUGAUGGCCAUCAUCAUGAAGACCGUCCCCUGUAUCCUUCUCCUCUGGUUCACCAUCGCGCUCGUCUUGAAGUUGAGGGCCACCGAUGAGAAGAGGCAUCAUCUAUACUCCAAGAGCUUCCGGAAGCAUAUUAAAAAGACGACAGUACCCGACAGAAUGUACACCCACGAGAUCAACAAGUACAUCUACGAAAACGUGGCCGAGCUGUUGGACAUGCUCUCGCUCGUCAACUGUUCCAUGGAUUUCAUCCUCUACUGCUGCAUGUCUUCCAGAUACCGCCAAACGUUCGGCCAUAUGCUAAUCCGGGCCGAGAGCUGGCUCCGGAAUCGGUGGUACCGGAAUCGAGACGAGUUCGGGAUGCCUGGAAGGCCGAAGAAGGAGCUACGAAUCGAGUUAACGGACGACCCGUCGUUUUCCCGGAUUCAUUGCGUCGAUUCGGGAGCUCCGGAACCGGCUGAUGUC
This is a messenger RNA of Mesorhabditis spiculigera, 987 nucleotides long. NCBI's taxonomy places the organism in Eukaryota, Metazoa, Nematoda, Chromadorea, Rhabditida, Rhabditidae. The record is from the annotation of a GenBank genome assembly.